GAAAUACGCAGAAAUGGAAGAAAAUAUUCGAAAAUUCCUAAUCGGCCAGCAAAACAACUCUGGUCCGCUUAGUUACAGUUAUGACGAUAACAGGAAGGAGGGACCAGGUUCUGUUAGUAAGAUGUUUAGUCAGGAUGCUUCCAAUUCUAUGGAUAAAAUAUUAUGGCCAGGGGAAGUUAAUAUAACUGUUGGAGCAAGACCUGUUCUCAACUACUCCAUUCAGACUGGUGAGGAAUUUGCUCUUGAGUUUAUGUGGGAAAGGGUGAACCCCAGGCAACAUUAUAUUCCAAAUUCUUCUCUUGGAGCUAAUAGUGAAACUACAUCUGGGGAUCUACAUGGUGUGCUUCGAGCAUCUCAUGCUGGUUCUGAGAGAUACCUUGACACUUCCUUGUUUCCCUCUGUUGAAAAGGGUAAUAUCCAAGAUGCUGUGGAUGAUGGUUCUCAAACUGAGGAAAAAUCUACCCGCAAGCCACUUCAAUCAAUGAUUAGAGCGUCAUCAAAGAAUACGAGUGUCCACAGGCUUCAUAGUCAUUCUUCCUUGGGCUCGUGUGGUGGUCCAUCUAAAUUAUUGAAGCUGCUCUGCAGUUUUGGUGGCAAAAUUUUGCCUCGUCCAAGUGAUCGGAAACUUAGAUAUGUUGGAGGUGAAACACGCAUUCUCCGCAUUAGCAAGGAUAUUUCAUGGGAUGAGCUUAAGCAGAAGACAUCGGCAAUAUAUAACGAACCUCAUUCUAUUAAGUAUCAGCUUCCUGGUGAGGAUCUUGAUGCAUUGGUAUCAGUAUCCUCUGAUGAGGACCUCCAGAAUAUGAUGGAGGAAUAUAAUGUACUUGAUGAUGGUGGCUCACAGAAGCUCAGGAUGUUUCUCAUUUCAAACGAUGACUUGGAUGAUUCUCAGCUUGGUCUCGAGGGCCUGGAAGGUGAUUCUGAUAUUCAAUAUGUUGCUGCUGUAAAUGGUAUGGAUUUCGGAUCACGAAAAAACUCAAUUGGUCUGGAUAGCCACUUGGGGAACAAUUUGGAUGAGUUACUCGGUUUAAAUGUUGAGAGAGGGCCUGGUCAAAUUGCUGCGAGCUUGCCUUCAGGUGGUACUGCUCAUCCAGAAGUUGUCUCAAUUUUACCAAAUCAAUCUUCUCAGAUAGAAAUGCCCAGUUCAUCAUGUGCUUUUGAGGCCAAUUCACUUGGUUACCAGGUCCAAACUAUCAGCGAACAGCCUGAAUGGCAUUCAUCACGUGCUUCCAACCAAGUGGACAUCCUCUCCACUGCAGAUGAGAAGAUCACAGUUCCAUCAUCUGUUAGAUUUCAAUAUGAUUAUGGUUCUCAUCAUCCAUUGAACAAUAGACCAGAUGCAGAAAAAUUGGUCUCAAACCCUAUCCUUCGGCAAAUGGUUCCUCAUGAGGCCUUAAAUGUGGACCAGUCUUAUGGGAGCUUGAAUGCCAAGGUGCCUGGAGUCUCAUCGUUGGAGUUAAAACUUGAAAAUAGAACUGUUGUCCAGAAAAAGAUUGAGUCUCAUAAGGAUCAUUCUCCAAGAAGAGACAUUCUUCGAAUGGAUACACAGAUGAACAAUGAGAGUUCAAUCCGGAAAACGUGUGACUCUACUAAACUGCAGCCUCUUGAUGAUGGGAAGGCGAUCUUGUCACAUCCAUAUGAUGUUUCAUCUUUAAAUAACAAGAAACUGGAAGCAUCUGCUAUAAGUGCUGCCACAGACAAAGGGACUUUGGUCCUGCCAACAAAAAUCAGUGAGAAGAACCACGAAGAUGUAAGGGAUCAUAAGGUUGACAUCGUUGACCAUGCUUACACAUCUGGUGCAGCAACCAUGCCUCUUCAUAGUGACUCUGAUGUCUAUACUGAAGACAUCAGCUAUGAACCAGAUAUUAUUCCUCAACGGCUAUUUUGUUCAGAAAGAGUACACAGGGAACAGGCAGGGCUUAGUCGUUUGUCCAAAUCUAAUGAUUCUUCCGGUCCGAAGCUCCUAAUGACUUACUCCCGAUCGGAUGUUUCACAGCACAUCUUGGAAUCUGUUGAUACAUUGACUGAUAAGGAUAUGACAGCCAAUUUAGAAAAGUUUAAUGCUGCCAAAUCAAUAUAUGUGGGUUCAGGGGAUACUGAAGAGAAACUAAAAGAAUCUCAGAAAUUAACAGAUGAUGCUGCUGUCAUCAGUGCAACGACUACCACUGUUUGUGACAAAAAUGAGCCAAAUCACAAGGCUGAGCUGGAUGCUGUAGUAGCUCCUAUUGCUGUUACUUCUGGGUCGAGUUUUCCUAUGAAAAACCAAGGAACUUCAGAGUAUCCCCAUAAUGAAUCCGCUCUGACAUCAAUGGAGUUCCAUCAUAACAAGAUGAAUGAAAAGGCCAAUGAAGGGAAAUUUAUGGGUAGGGAAGAAAUUCCUUUUGCAGCUGCUUUCCAAAGUGAGCCCCGGGUUGUUGCGGGCUCUCCCGAGCAUGGAGAUAUCCUUAUCGAUAUCAAUGAUCGUUUUCCUCAUGAUUUUUUGUCUGAUAUAUUUUCUAAUGCUAGAGCAGAAGACAGCUCUGCUGGUGUCAUGCCACUGCAUGGUGAUGCAGCUGGUUUGAGUGCAAACUUGUCUGAUCAUGUACCUAAAGAUUGGUCAUUCUUUCAGAACUUGGCACAAGAAGAUUCCAGAAAAGAUGUUUCCCUUAUGGAUCAGGAUCAUCUGACAUUCUCACCUUCACAAGCAAAAUUUGGAGAAGAUAUACCCAUUGAUUAUGGUAAUCCACCAUUUGAGGCUGAUGCCAUUGCAGAAGUUCAUGCACAUUCUAGUAGUAAUCUUGAUGCUGAUAUCCAGAGACCAUCAUCUCCCCCUGUAAGACCUAACACCAUGAAUUUGCAUUCAGAUUAUGAUAUUUCUCAGAAUACUGGUAUUCAGAAUCUGCAAUUCAACCGUCCAAUGAACUCAAGGACAGCUGGGUCAGAUUACGAGGAUGCAAAAAAAGCAGCUCAGCCUACAGCCUUCCCUCUUGUUGACUUCUUCGUUGGAGAGUUUGAUCCCAGUGCCCUACAGAUUAUAAAGAACCGAGAUCUUGAAGAGUUGAGGGAAUUGGGUUCUGGAACUUAUGGGACAGUUUAUCAUGGUAAAUGGAGGGGUUCUGAUGUUGCUAUCAAGAGAAUAAAGAAGAGCUGUUUCAUAGGUCGCUCAUCUGAACAGGAGAGACUGUCAGCAGAAUUCUGGCAUGAAGCUGGAAUUUUGUCAAAGCUUCACCAUCCCAAUGUGGUGGCUUUUUAUGGUGUAGUACAAGACGGUCCUGGAGGGACACUUGCAACUGUCACAGAGUAUAUGGUGAAUGGGUCCCUUAGACAUGCUUUAAUUUCCAAGGACAGGCAUCUCGAUCGUCGCAAAAGGCUCAUAAUUGCCAUGGAUGCAGCUUUUGGAAUGGAAUAUUUGCAUUCAAGGAACAUUGUGCACUUUGAUUUGAAAUGCGACAACCUGCUUGUCAACUUGAAGGAUCCUUCCAGACCCAUCUGCAAGGUGGGUGAUUUUGGUUUGUCAAAAAUCAAAAGAAAUACAUUGGUUACUGGUGGUGUCCGGGGAACCCUUCCAUGGAUGGCUCCGGAGUUAUUAAAUGGUAGCAGUAGCAAGGUCUCAGAAAAGGUUGACGUCUUCUCCUUUGGGAUUGUACUUUGGGAAAUUCUCACGGGUGAGGAACCUUAUGCCAACAUGCAUUAUGGUGCAAUCAUAGGUGGUAUAGUGAAUAAUACACUGCGGCCCCCGGUCCCGACCUUCUGUGACCCAGAAUGGAGAUUACUGAUGGAGCAAUGUUGGGCUCCAGAUCCAUUGGCUCGGCCAUCCUUCACUGAGAUUGCUGGACGCCUACGUACCAUGUCUGCAGCAUGCUCGACAAAACCACAAGGCUUUACAGCGCACAAUCAGUCACCCAAGUGAUUAUGUAAUAUAUUAUCUUUAUUUGCUUUCCUAAAAAUGGUCUCGUCUAGCAUAUUUUUUGUAUAGCCUGUCUUCACGGGGAUAUAACAGCUACAGGUGGUGUUUGUGUGAGGCAGAAGUGUCAUUAUGAAUGACUACAUUUGUGUAUACCUCGAGGAAACAAAAAGAAGUUACCCACAUUUGUAAGCAAACAAAUAAAUUCGCGAACUUCUUUUAUCCCUCCCUGGUA
Sesamum indicum (sesame) is the source of this 4118-nucleotide messenger RNA. RefSeq names its product RAF-like serine/threonine-protein kinase 24. Gene Ontology annotation, molecular function: ATP binding; protein kinase activity; protein binding. Gene Ontology annotation, cellular component: cytoplasm. The record is from RefSeq and is a predicted model, not a curated record. NCBI's taxonomy places the organism in Eukaryota, Viridiplantae, Streptophyta, Magnoliopsida, Lamiales, Pedaliaceae. Gene Ontology annotation, biological process: signal transduction; protein phosphorylation.